Molecule: messenger RNA, 3756 nt
Organism: Harpia harpyja (harpy eagle)
Lineage: Eukaryota; Metazoa; Chordata; Aves; Accipitriformes; Accipitridae
Gene: FRMD5
Product: FERM domain containing 5
Exons: 14
Coding region: 378-2099 (573 amino acids)
Cellular component (GO): cytoskeleton
Molecular function (GO): cytoskeletal protein binding
Source: RefSeq, a predicted model, not a curated record
GCGGAGGCGGCGGGGCCGCGCCGCCCCUGCCGCAUUGGUUUGCGGCGGAGCCCGUCAGCGCCGCGGCGCCGAGAUUGGCCCCCGCAGCCGGCGCCGGGUGCCCCCCCCCGGGGCCUGCCUCCACCCCGCCCGCCGUGCGCCGCGGCCCGGGCACGGGCACCGCGCUCCGCUCCGCGCCGCUCCGCGCCGCUCCGCUCGGCCCGCAGCGGGGGCAGGGCCGGGCCGGGCAGGGCAGGGCCGAACCGGGCGGGGGGCGCGUCCUCCGCACCCCCCCCCCCCCCCAGCCUCGCACCGCGCCGGCAGCGGGGAUGUGAGCGGAGGCUCCGCCGCUCCGCGCCCGCUCCGCAGCCCGCUGCUCCGCCGCCCGGCUCGGGAAGAUGCUGAGCAGGUGGAUGAGUGGCAGCAGCAGGAACCUGGACCGCGAGUACAACUGCACCGUGCGGCUGCUGGACGACAGCGAGUACACCUGCACCAUCCAGAGAGAUGCUAAGGGCCAGUACCUGUUCGACCUUCUCUGCCACCACCUGAACCUGCUGGAGAAGGACUACUUCGGCAUUCGGUUUGUGGACCCUGACAAGCAAAGGCAUUGGCUGGAAUUUACCAAGUCGGUUGUGAAGCAGAUGAGGGCCCAGCCUCCCUUCACCAUGUGCUUCCGUGUGAAGUUUUAUCCCACGGACCCCGCUGCUCUGAAGGAGGAGAUCACCAGGUAUUUAGUCUUCCUGCAGAUCAAAAGGGAUCUCUACCACGGCCGUCUCCUCUGCAAGACUUCGGAUGCUGCUUUGUUGGCCGCCUAUAUCCUUCAAGCUGAGAUCGGGGAUUACGACCCGGGGAAGCACCCAGAAGGCUACAGCUCCAAGUUCCAGUUCUUCCCCAAACACUCGGAGAAGCUGGAGAGGAAAAUUGCGGAGAUCCACAAGUCAGAGCUGAGUGGGCAGACACCAGCUACUUCAGAGCUGAAUUUCCUCAGGAAAGCCCAGACUCUGGAGACCUACGGGGUUGACCCACACCCUUGCAAGGAUGUGUCGGGGAACGCGGCAUUUUUGGCCUUCACUCCCUUCGGUUUUGUUGUUCUGCAGGGAAACAAGAGAGUACACUUCAUUAAAUGGAACGAGGUGACCAAAAUGAAAUUCGAAGGGAAGACUUUCUAUUUAUACGUAAGUCAGAAAGAGGAAAAGAAAAUUGUUCUUACAUAUUUUGCCCCAACACCAGAAGCCUGCAAGCACCUCUGGAAGUGUGGGAUAGAAAACCAGGCUUUCUACAAGUUGGAGAAGUCGAGCCAGGUCCGGACGGUGUCCAGCAGCAACUUGUUCUUCAAGGGAAGCCGGUUCCGAUACAGUGGCCGCGUUGCAAAGGAGGUGAUGGAGUCCAGUGCCAAGAUCAAGAGGGAGCCGCCCGAGAUUCACCGGGCAGGGCUGGUGCCGAGCCGGAGCUGCCCCUCCAUCACCCACGGCCCCCGCCUGAGCAGCGUGCCCCGCACCCGGAGGAGAGCCGUGCACAUCUCCAUCAUGGAAGGCCUGGAGUCCCUGCGCGACAGUGCCCACUCGACCCCGGUGCGCUCGGCCUCCCACGGCGACGCCUUCACGGCCCCCGGCCGGAGCGGCCGCGCCGAGAGCAGUGAGCGGGUAGCCGUCAUCGCCGACGAGAACUACAGCCCGGCGGACAGCGUGCUGCCCACGCCGGUGGCCGAGCACAGCCUGGAGCUGAUGCUGCUCUCGCGGCAGGCGAACGGGGCCCCGUGCAGCAUCGAGGAGGAGAAGGAGUCAGAGGCCGGCACGCCGGCGGCAGCCGAGGCGGAGGAGGCGGGCGGCGAGCUGCGGGCCCUGUGCCCGGGCGCCGGUGGCCUGGGGGCGGCGCAGGCGGAACAGGUGAAUAAGUUUGUUUUAAGUGUCCUCCGUUUGCUCCUUGUGACAGUUGGACUCCUCUUUGUUUUGCUCCUCCUCCUGAUCGUCCUUACCGAGUCCGACCUUGACACUGCCUUUUUCCGUGAUAUCCGCCAGACCCCCGAGUUCGAGCAGUUCCAUUACCAAUACUUUUGUCCCCUCAGGCGAUGGUUUGCCUGCAAAGUCCGCGCCGUGGUAAACCUGCUCAUUGACACCUGAAGGCAGGAGUCGCCACGUAACUAGCCGGGGGCCUGGGGAGAGACCUGCCGCCGUCCCCCGCGCGCGGGACCCGCCGGGGCGCCUUCGGCACACACACUAAUCUUCCCUUCCAGACCCAGAGCACGGCGCGGCCGAGGAGGCGGCUUUCCGGGAGGAAGAUGGGGGUGGGCGCAGCCCCCCGGGGCCUCCUCCUCCCUGCGCUCAGCCGCGCUGCUCCCACCCCCGGAGCCCGCACAACACUUUACCGUUCCGAUUCUCACAGAUGCGCGUACGACUUCGGAAGCACCAAGCAAAGAGAGGAAUUUAUUUUACUGUUGCCACCCAUCAUUGUACGAGCAUCGGCCGGGAGGCUUGCGAUGCUGUAUUAUGCAGGAGCUUUAGCAAUGGUGCUACUGAGUAUUAAUUUAAACACUCGUGUACUGUUACGUUAUUAAAUCCACCACUGUGCACACCACCACCACCACCACCUUCCAAGUAACGCUUUGCAGAAAUCCCUCCCUGCUAACCGGAGUCUCCUACGCGGCGAUGCGUGGCACGAUGCUAUCAUCGGGGGACGCCCCAGUUCCCCCCCACUCCUGGGCGGGUGCGGUAGCUGGCUCCCCACGGCACAGCAAUCACCUGGCGGACGGGAGCCCUCGCCCUGCGCUGCAGACUCAGCCUUUCGCCACUUUUUCUAAGCCUUGAAGCGUCGGUGCUCCCAAGGGCAGGGAGAGCACAGGCAGGCAAGAGCACACCAGGCACCCUCGGCCAAGCCUGGACGCAUAGCCGGUAGUGACCAUGUUGGAUUUAUUAGGAAGACCUUUAGCCUCCGAAAGUCGUACCUGUUUUGUACAAAAAAAAAAAAAAACAACAACAAAAAAAACCAAAAAAAAAAAAAGAGAGACUGUUUCAAGGUCUAUUUUAACAACAAAAAUGCUAUUUUGUUAUCAAAUCUAAUCAAGUCUUUUUUUACUUUAUGGAUUGGGUGACCAUGGUGCACUGUACCAAGCGGUUCACAUCAUUGAGCAAAUGGUUUAAGAGUAAACGCUUUUGUAGCCUGGAAGCCUAACACCAGAUUAACCCAUUGCUAGUUUUGGAAUAGAGAAAGGAGCUAUAAUUUUGUGACUUUUCUGAAGAUAAAAAGGACAGAACUACAGGAGCGGAGGUGACACUGAACAAGCCAAUGGACAACCAUUAGACCUAUCUGUUCUUAAGCAAAAAUCAAUAAAACCAACUCAUCGUACUUGUGACAUAACCACCGGGACCUUCAGUUACCUGGGAAGCAGCAGUCUAUUUACACAGGGAGCAAUAAAAGCCAGUUCUGUUCAGUUUUGAUUGAGAAGUUGGACAUACAUAACAAAAAAAGGUGAAAACAAGGUGAGCAAGUUUUAUUUCAUCUCAGGGAGAGAUUUUACGUAAGCUGGGGCCAUAACUGCAGUUUUAAAAAGCCUGAUUUCCGUGUUCUUGUCUCUGAGCAUCCCACCAUCCAUUACCACAUGCGCGCACGAGCGCCACUCCUCGCCGAGGCUGGCUCCUGCCCGCUCCAGACCCACUCAGCUGGCACCUGGCGAAGGAGCAUGAUGAUGAUGUUGGUCAAUCCAACACCACAAGUUGGCCAGACUUGGAUCGUUUGUCACUGCAAUAAAGAGAGAGGUCCCGUUUAACUACUGUCUGUCAG